Manis pentadactyla (Chinese pangolin) is the source of this 1611-nucleotide messenger RNA. RefSeq names its product diphosphoinositol polyphosphate phosphohydrolase 3-beta. Gene Ontology annotation, molecular function: bis(5'-adenosyl)-hexaphosphatase activity; bis(5'-adenosyl)-pentaphosphatase activity; diphosphoinositol-polyphosphate diphosphatase activity. Gene Ontology annotation, biological process: diadenosine hexaphosphate catabolic process; adenosine 5'-(hexahydrogen pentaphosphate) catabolic process; diadenosine pentaphosphate catabolic process. The record is from RefSeq and is a predicted model, not a curated record. Lineage: Eukaryota; Metazoa; Chordata; Mammalia; Pholidota; Manidae. Gene Ontology annotation, cellular component: cytoplasm; nucleus. The transcript has a single exon. The coding region runs from base 353 to 847 and encodes 164 amino acids.
GGCGGCGGAGGAGCGAGAGCGACGCGCACCGGGGACGUGCAGUGGAGACGCGGGUGGGCUCUGUGCGGAGUGGCGGGCUCUGGGCAGCGCGGGCGCAGGCGCGGGCGCGGCGCGUCCUCCCGUCGGGCUGCGUCGGCCUCGCUCGGGACCCCGGCCGCGCCGGGGACAGGCGGACUGACUUACCUCGCUCUUCCCCGCCCCCGCCUCAUCCUCCCCAGGCUCCAGGGGCUCACCGGCCGAGGCGCUGCUCUCUCCCCGCCCCUCGCCUAGGCCCUUUUCUCUCGCCAGCACCUCGUUGCGCGGCGGCGGCGACCCUAGCAGCUGCGAGCGGCGGGAGCGGGAGGCCUGGAGGAUGAAGUGCAAGCCGAACCAGACGCGCACCUACGACCCGGAGGGCUUCAAGAAGCGGGCGGCGUGCCUGUGCUUCCGGAGCGAGCGCGAGGACGAGGUGCUGUUAGUGAGUAGCAGUCGGUACCCGGACCGCUGGAUCGUGCCGGGUGGGGGCAUGGAGCCCGAGGAGGAGCCAGGUGGUGCGGCGGUCCGCGAGGUGUACGAAGAGGCGGGAGUCAAAGGGAAGUUAGGCCGGCUCCUGGGCAUUUUCGAGCAGAGCCAAGAUCGCAAGCACAGAACGUACGUGUAUGUACUGACUGUCACUGAGAUUCUGGAGGACUGGGAAGAUUCAGUUAGCAUUGGGAGGAAGCGAGAGUGGUUCAAAAUCGAAGAUGCGAUCAAGGUUCUCCAGUGCCACAAGCCCGUGCAUGCCGAAUAUCUGGAAAAGCUAAAGCUGGGCGGUUCCCCAACCAAUGGAAACUCCGUGGCCCCGUCCCUGCCGGAGAGCGAGCCCUAGUAUGUACCGCUCCUGCACUGACUUCUGCUUUCCGCCUACCUUAGAAUAAAUAGUGCCCGGAGCACUUCUAGUGCCAUGUGCGGCCUCACCGGGAGGAGGGAGACUUCUUUUGUUUCCUUGGCAGACCUCUGAAUCACGCUUGAAAGCUGUCUCGGUUGCCAAGCACUGUUUUCAGAAGGUUUGCACGUUUUUCAGAUGCUUGCAAAUCGCUUCUUGGUGGCACGGGAACAUGAUUCCGUAAGCCUAAGCCACACGGGGUGUUCGUGAAAGGUGUCUUAAGUGCUCACCCAGCCCUCGGCGGGGGGCGGGGGUGUGUGCGUUUGCGCACGUGUGUACGCAGCGUGGCUUGGUUUUCUUACAUUGCACACGUGUGUGCGUGUGUGUGUGUGUGUGUGUGUGUGUGCGCGCGCGUGCGCGCACCCGCAUUUUUGGUACCAGCCUUGUGGUUUUGUAGUGAAGGCCUUCAAAAUCUAAUCACCUUGGUUGUGUGGCAUCUUUCAUUAAUUUUUUAAAAGUUGUUUUCUCAUUCACAGCUUUAGCCGUUGUCAACAAGCCCUUCUUGAGGGGAAUGAGCAGUUUUGAAGAUUUUUAAAUUUAAAUGUUACAUCUCGUGCUCUUUCUGCUCUGGACAGUAAUUUUAUCUCUAGACAUGUAAUCUAAUUUGCCCUUUCCAGAAAUUUAUUCCUAUGUAGGUGAUUGGAUUUUCAAAAGAUUUUCACAACUGAUAAUGUUUCACUGCUUACUUGAAGUGGCUCUAUCCCAUA